Molecule: messenger RNA, 998 nt
Organism: Dermacentor andersoni
Lineage: Eukaryota; Metazoa; Arthropoda; Arachnida; Ixodida; Ixodidae
Product: 5'-nucleotidase-like
Biological process (GO): AMP catabolic process
Cellular component (GO): plasma membrane
Molecular function (GO): 5'-nucleotidase activity
Source: RefSeq, a predicted model, not a curated record
AUGACUGUGUACAGUACAGUGGCGAUCAAAUUGAAGGUAUAUAUUGACAACAGCAAGGAAAGCUGCCAGACGCGCGAGUGCAACGGUGGAAACCUGCUCGCAGACGCGGUGUUUGACUACUUUUCUGAGGUGGCCGUCGCCGGCGCCUGGAGCCAAAUUAAUGCCGUGGUCAUUAACGCGGGCUCCUUGAGCAGCAGCUUCGAUGAGCGAACCAAAAGUGGAGAGGUGCGGCUAGAGGACGUGUUCCAGAUGUUCCCGUACAACGACCACUACGUCUUCGUCACGAUGCGGGGGACCACACUCCAGAAUAUGAUGGAGCACUCGGGCAGAUAUACCUCGCCCUACACGAAGUUUCUGCAAAUCUCUGGCAUGCGUGUGCGGUACAAGGCCAAGGCUGGUGUCAACGAGAGCAUCGUGUCCAGCCUGCUCAUCCUGUGCACGUCUUGCCGCACGCCCACAUACGAGCGCGUCAUUUCGAUACAGUGGUACACGGUGGCCAUGAGUCGGUUCCUCGCUAACGGUGGCGACGGCUACGACUUCACGCGAGUGCCACGGGGCUACAAAGUUCCAAGCAACAUAACCGACGACAUCAUAAUGCGCCAGUACCUGAAGAAGCGCUCACCCAUCAUGCCCAUGCUGGAUGGCCGUAUCUCCCACCGGAGUCGUACGCAAGCGCUCGGCGCCCCCUACUGGACGUGGAUAUCACUGCCGGGCCUGUGGGCUGUCGCGGCAGUGGCUCUAGUGUCCUCCGCCUGAACGCGCUUCUGCAGCGCCCAAAGCUCGUUCGCUCAGUGCAUCGUUCCUUAUUCCAUCGGAGCGUCUGCAAGCGCAUUCAUUUUCCUGUUCCAUGUCCUGCGUACAUUUCCACGAGGACGCCCUAACUUUGUGUAAUUCAAAUCUUCAUGCCUGCCCGUCGUCCUUGUACACGUGCUGUGCCUCUUUUUUUUUAUUUUCAAGUUGCCAGGCUUUUCUUUGUUAAAAUCGAGGUAUUAUGCGUA